This is a messenger RNA of Sebastes umbrosus (honeycomb rockfish), 1381 nucleotides long. RefSeq names its product L-seryl-tRNA(Sec) kinase (gene pstk). The transcript is spliced from 6 exons. The record is from RefSeq and is a predicted model, not a curated record. Gene Ontology annotation, molecular function: tRNA binding; kinase activity. Bases 117 to 1175 code for a protein of 352 amino acids. NCBI's taxonomy places the organism in Eukaryota, Metazoa, Chordata, Actinopteri, Perciformes, Sebastidae.
GUUUCCGUUAUGGUUUUGAAGCAGCGUGAUGCGGAAGUGAGCAAACUACAACUGCUACAACAGCAAAAGCAUGUAAACAGCAGAGUUUUAAAGAAGCGGCUCUCUGGUAGCAGCUCAUGGCAGCAGAGGAAGCCGGAGGUGUCUGCCGGGCUCCGGUGUGUCUGUGUGUCCUCUGCGGGCUUCCUGCCGCAGGGAAGUCCUCGCUGGCCCGUCAGGUCCUCAGCACCGCUGCACGGAGCGGAUGGAGAGCCAGUGUUGUCCAGUAUGAUGACCUGAUACCCGGGCAGGCUUUCCAGACCAGAGGGCUGGAGGACGGCGGCAAAGAGACACACACUGAGUGGAAGUUACACCGACAAGCAGUUUUGCAGUGCAUUGAGCGGUUCCUGGAGAAAUCUUGUGUUUUGGCAGAGCUGCCGGACAGCUGUCAGAUCAACAUGGCUGCAUGGGAGCGAUGCAUUCAAGCUCUACCGCAGCCUGAAGCUUCGGACCGCUCACAGGCUGACCGGGCUCCACUUCUCUUUCUACUGGACGACAACUUCUACUAUCCAAGCAUGAGAUACGAAGUGUACCAACUGGCAAGAAAGUAUUCACUGGGUUUCUGCCAGGUGUAUCUGCAGUGUGAUUUGGAGUCCUGCAUCAGCAGAAACCAGAGCCGGUCUGAACCCGUUCCCACUGAGGUGAUACUGGAGAUGGUGAAGCGUUUGGAGUCUCCGAAUCCACAGAAGAACUCAUGGGAGACGAACAGCAUUUCACUCAACACCACAGACGAUUUGUCCAAAUGUGACAUCCAAAGGGUGAUGGAGUUUAUCUACUCUGCACUGAGCAACCCGCUGAGCCCGGCUGAAGACAACACUGAACAAAAGGAGGCGGACCGGCUGAAAUGUGCCACUAGUGUGGUUCACCAGACUGACCAGGCCUGUCGACGCCACAUAUCUGAAGCCAUGAAGACCGCCAGAGAGAAUCGAGUCCCCCCCGAGCACAUGAGGUCUUUGGCCGCUCAGCUGAAUGAAUCCAAAGCAGCAUUUCUUCACAACUUGCGGAGGGAGCUGCUCCAGGAAGUGCCUUUCGCUCAGGAGGAGGACAUCGACGUGGAACGCGUGGUGAAAAGAGCAGUAGACGUUUUUGAUCACGAGACAAUGGAAAUCCUGUUUAGAAUCAUGAAUGAAAAUAAAUGACCUGAAUCUUUUUCUUGACUUUUCACAAAGGCAGAUUUUAAUUGCAUCACAAGAGAAUGCGUGACACUCUGUACAUAAUUAAAUGUACUUUUGCUGGUCAUUGUGGCAUUAAGUGAAACAAAGAAAAUGUAAGUAUCCUAUUAUUUUAUCUUUAAUAAAAAAGCUUUUUUUUUUAAAAGCCAAACUUUCAUCAAAAGUUAUUUUAA